Molecule: messenger RNA, 2041 nt
Organism: Saprolegnia parasitica CBS 223.65
Lineage: Eukaryota; Oomycota; Saprolegniomycetes; Saprolegniales; Saprolegniaceae
Exons: 1
Coding region: 44-2041 (665 amino acids)
Source: RefSeq, a predicted model, not a curated record
AGAAAGGCCGACAUUGCCGUUUCAUCCUGCACCCGUACACAAGAUGGUGUCGUCGCCAUGGCGAGACGCGUACGUGGCCGCCCGGCGUCUCUCGUCGUGCGUCGCGGCCUUGGUGGUGCUUUACAUCGAAGUGACGGGCUCGAUAGCGACGAGGACGGCACUGUACGGUGCCGCCGCGCCCGCAGAGCUCAGCAACGUGUACUACAGCCCUCUCAUCGGUCCGUUCUUGCGUCGCGUGGCUGCCAAUGCGAGCUACUUGGCAGCGCUCGCGCCGACACCGCACCUCAAUGUGCUCUACAUUGAUCAAACCGAGCCAUCGGAGACCUUGACCGUGUCAAGAACGUCCUGCGGAAAUUACUUUCCGAGCGACGCCAUGUACAAUCAAAGCUACGUGGCACCGCUCUUGCACCAGCUCCUCGAUGCGCAGCGGUCGUGGCACGCGGUCGACCUUGCCGACCACGUCGUCGUCGUCGACUGCGCGUACACGGGACGGCUGCUCAACGACACGACAGCGCUCAAAUUGCACUUGAUCGACUUGACGCAGACCAACGUGACGACGGUCUUUCUCCAAACCAUGCUGCUGACGCGACCGGCCAAGUGCAUGACGCUCAGCGGCGGCCUUGCCAACGUCGUGACGUCGCCCAUCCACGGCGUGGCGGCGCCGGCGACGUACUUCCACCUCCUCGGAAUCGAGUUCCCGUUUGUGUUGGCUCCCUUUGAGCGCAUCGCGCUGCAGGACCCGAGCGAGACGCAGUGGCACGCGACGGUGCAUAGCUCGGGCGAGCGCGUCAUCUUGUCGGGCACGGACGGAGUGUACCGCGAGUCGCCGGCGAUCCAAGGCAACUACGACUUCUACCACUGGGCGCUCCCAGACGACCCCCAGCGCUUUCUGGAAGAGAUCGCUUACAUUGCAGAGCCAUUUGCAGUCGACAGCUACGCGUGGGUGCGCUGCCUCCUCGGGUUGGGCGUCGCCUUCAACCUCGGCGCCAACUGCGCCGUCGCGCUCCUCGUUGUCGGGCACUCGUGGCUCUCGCGCCGCGAGGUGUGGAUACCGGAUCUGUACCCCAGCAUCCAGCGGCGCAUCCAGCUGCGGUCGCUGCUGCUGCUUGGCGCGACGAUCGCGACCAACUACUGGCACAUUUUCGAGUACUGUCUCCAGAACGGCAACGCGCGCCAAGGCAUCAACCAAGGGUUUCUGCUGCACGACAUGGUGCGCUCGGACGGGCUCACGUACCUCCUCGCGCUGGCGCUGACCCUCGCGGACGUGCUCCAAACGCGCCUCUGCCUCGACGUCGUCGUCCUUCUGUACGUGGUCUGCGUGCACCAGCGACUGUCCCUUGUCACGUUCCUGCAGUGGCGCAUGGACGAAACCAAUGCUUUUCUGGACGCCAACUACGUCGACUGCAUCGUGUCCGAACCUGGCGCGGCCAUGACGCUGUGGAUGUACCACCGCAAUACCGAGACACCUAGCUAUCUCCUCGCGACCGAGCUCUCGUGGUAUGUCGUCGCCCUUGGCCUCACGCUGCUCUACGGCGUCGCACUGGACAAGCCACUUCGCCGGCGGCUUUGGCGGCGACAACCCGUGCGCAUCGCGGCCGGGAUCGCCAACAGCGAAGAGCGCUCGCCGCGGCCCGCGCACCAACGCUGGUCGCGCCAGUCGUCGCUCUACACUUGCUCGAACGACGCCGACGCGAAGGACGGGAGCUCCCUGUUCGAGCGCAGUACGAUGCAUGCGCUGGCCCAGACGUACGGCCUCGUCGCACCCCUCGACGAGUACAAGCUCUGCGGCGGCACACGCAAGGUGUCGCCGUCCGCGAUCUGGCUCCUCGGCUACAUCAUCCUGAAGGACGAGUUUGUGGUCGAACUCCGCGACUAUGUUCGGAUUUGGGCCAACCUUCUCUUGCCGUCGCGCGUCUUCCGCGUCUACUGCUUUCGGAUCCAAGAGGGUGACACGACAAGCAUUCACAAGGAGCCCCUUCCGAUGCAAGGCCUUCGCGCGCGAGACCUGCUGUGCCACAUUUCGCUACGCCCUCUGCGCUAA